This is a messenger RNA of Agelaius phoeniceus (red-winged blackbird), 2282 nucleotides long. RefSeq names its product small integral membrane protein 32 (gene SMIM32). The record is from RefSeq and is a predicted model, not a curated record. NCBI's taxonomy places the organism in Eukaryota, Metazoa, Chordata, Aves, Passeriformes, Icteridae.
UGUAUCAUUUUUGAUUAAUAUUUGCGAGUAAAUGCUGUAGAUAUGAGGCAAGAAGAUUUAAAAGAAAGUCACUGAGCCGUGCAAGUGAAUUCAUUUGUUUCAGACAACAUGCGGCUGGGUUGCAUCCUUUUACAAGCAGGAACAUUAUUUCUUUCCUAUGCCAAAGACUGACUGCGUUUGCCCUCCUGUUUUACUUCUGCUGUGGAAGAAAUUUAAGCAAGAACAUGUAUAGUGAAUUGCUCAAUUCUACCAGUGCCACUGAAGCUCACCUAAUGAUUCAGACCAACACGCCCUACCUGAGCAGCACCCCGAGACCCGUGAGCUCCUCUGCUCUUUACAUGUCGACAGCCAGGGUGUUAAAAGAAGGGGAAAUAAAUAAGCCAGACCUGGUGACUUACAUCAUUCUAUUUUUCUUUCUGUUCUUGACUGUGACAUUCAUUGUGUUCUUCAUAAACUGCCAGCUGAAAAAUUCUUUUUUUGCUACUCUUCCUUACGACAGAUCGCUCCGGGAGGCGAGGAACCCGUGGAGGACACAAGCUGUCUGACACCUCUCAUCCCAGCAGGAGCAGGCACCACAAACCCUGUGCAAUAAGGAGCUAGUGCCAUGUGCCAGUGCACGGAUGUGAGCCCCUCCAGAGUAGUGGGCAGGAGGAGAUUGCUCAGAAUUCUGCUGUAUGCCAAUCUGAGUAGCUGUAAAUAAAAAGCUCCGUUAUGAACUGAAGAGAAUGCUUUAGCAAAUUGAUACAGGUUUUGCAAAAAAUUGCCCCGUGAUUCCAGAUUAAGCUCUGUGUGUAUGCAAAUGUCAUCAUCCACCCAUUCAGUGUCCAUACAAGGAUAAUUGUAUUAACAACAAUCUCUGAUUUGGGCAUCUGGUGGAGCUUGUUCCCCCAUGUUUAGGAAACCAAGCAUCAAAUGUACAAAACCAGUGUAUUUACCUAACAGCUCCACAGAGAUGAGGUUACUUUCCAGACCUGUUUUUCCCAACUGCUGCUGGAACUGCAUGGUGAUGCUGUGGGAGGCCUGCCAGGCAGGAGGAGAAAAUGAAAAAUGUUUAUUUAGGCUUUUGAUUGUCAUUCUGUUAAGGGUGUUUUUGAUGUUUGAAUGCAUCAUUGAUCAAGUCUUAAGUUACUACUUAUGUGAAACACUUACUACCUAAUGAAUUUAUUUUCAUCUUUCAUAAGCUGCAAAGGAAAUUAUUUGCCACAGCAUGAAACCAAAAUAAUCAGGCUGGGGAGAAGUGGGAAAAAAAUUAAUAUAUUUAAUAUUAUGCAAACUAAUGAGAAGUGUGAGCAGAGUGCUCCAAGUUUGAUACACAAAGUGGAUAAGUUCUGAAAGCCAUAAAACACAGCUUUAUAGGAAUAGUAGCUUUACUUUACCACUCCUUGCUCUUCAUCUAAACCUAGCCCAAUUAGAAGUAUAAAUUAUCAAUAUGACAACAGCUUGAUUCAACACUGGUCACUGGCAACCCCUACCAUUUCAAAUUACUAUCUGAUUUUGUUCUAAAAUCAGAACAAAAAAGCUCCUGGUAGGUGACAAACUAUUUUGUAGAUGCUGAUUUCUUGUAAACUUGCAGUUACAGCACAAUUCCAAAUGAAGCUGCAUGAAUGUGGGAAAAGUGUCCAUAAUUCCCACAAACAGCAGGCAAAGGGCUUGGGUUUUGGGUUUUUUUGUUUUUGUUUUUUUUUCAAAUCAAAUAGCUCAACAUACAGGAGAAUUGCAGCUAUCCAGAAACACCUGGAUCCAGUGUGUUUCUGGAUAGCUAAAUCCCAAAUCCUACUGAACUACAAAAAUUGUCCUAAAUCCUAUUUUAGCUGCAGUUUUGGGUAUUGGAUCAUCUGAAAUGGCUUCAAAGUAGUGUCAGAUGCUGCUCCUAACCCUGUUCUUGACCUGCAGAGUACUCCAGAGGAGAUGGGUGUAUAUAUGUGUACAUAACUUAUUUCAUCCAAAGGAGGAGAUUUAACAAUGCAAUUACACACAGGCUUGCACUUAAGAACACAAAGUGUGUAUAUAUGGAAGUCUGUUUGCAAGUUUCUUCUUUUAUAACCCAAAAAUUGCCCAGUUGAUAACACUUCCAUGUCAUUGUCUUUGUUACCAUGUCUUAUUUUGCUCCAAUAAGCUAAACUACUCCAUAACAGAUUUCAAUAUUUUAUUCCUUGAUAUGUGGCCAAUAUUUCCUCUGAACCAAAUUUAACUAGUGUAAUUCCAAUUAAUGCAGAAAGCAACAAUAAAUGCAAGUGUAUUUCUCUCAGCCCUUUUUGAAUAAAUCAAGUUUUAUCAAAUCA